UCAGCCCCGGUGCUCGAGGUGAUAAGUUGGUGUGUGUUUGUGUCAGUAAACAAACAUUAAACUCGGUAUUUUAUCAAAGCUUUAGAUGCGACAGCUCACAAUGAAAGCCUGGAUUUAUCUAGGCCUACUUUUCCUGAGCUUACAUGGCGCCUCGGCAAUGACUCACUCUCUGAAGUAUUUCUUGACUGGCUCUUCUCAAGUCCCAAACUUCCCAGAGUUUGUGGCUGUUGGGUUGGUUGAUGAAGUUGAAGUGGUUCGUUAUGACAGUAACACCAGGAGAGCAGAACCCAAACAGGACUGGAUGAGCAGAGUCACAGAGGAUGAUCCUCAGUACUGGCAGAGGGAGACUGAGCUCUUUCUGGGUCAGCAGCAGAUCUCCAAAUCCAACAUUGAAAUUGCAAAGCAGCGCUUCAACCAAACUGGAGCAUGAGCGAGUGUGGCGUGAUCGACGGUGGUG
This is a messenger RNA of Epinephelus lanceolatus (giant grouper), 457 nucleotides long. NCBI's taxonomy places the organism in Eukaryota, Metazoa, Chordata, Actinopteri, Perciformes, Serranidae. The record is from RefSeq and is a predicted model, not a curated record.